UCAUUCCUCAAAUCUGAAACCAAAUCACCUUUCACAUCUCUUUUCUCUCAAACAUUUUCACAAACACUUUGAACCAAUUGAAUUUUUAUGGAAAUCUCAUCGUCCCCAUUUCUUAAUCAAGACGACUUUUCCCAUUUCUUUCCUCUAUUUCAAGACAUGGAUUACGAUGGUGUUGAUAUUAAUACUAAUGGGUCUGUGACUGCAACUGCAACGACAGAUUCUGUCGACGAUGGUGAUUUGAAGAAGAGUAAUAAUAAUACUAAUACAAUGAGAGAUAUUCUUGCGUCUCUUUUAAUGCUCGACGAAGAAGAAAAACAAGAGCAACACCAGUGGUUUAGUGAUUCUCAUCAAGAAAAAGCACUGUUUGAUUCGAAUCAUAAGCGAAAAAUUCAAGCUAUGAAUGAGUAUAACUCUAAUCUCCAGACUCAUCACGACGAUUUAAACGAAUUGGAUCAAUCAAGAACGAAGCGCGCUCGCCGCUCAGCUUCUGUACUUGCAGCUGCUGCAGUUGAUAGUAAUGUGGGCUCUGCUGAUUCACCUCAGAGCACCGCCGGAAAACCCACCGCCGGUGGAUCCUCCACUCAGCACCGGAGGUUAUGGGUGAAAGACAGGUCUAAAGACUGGUGGGAUAAAUGUAGCCACCCGGAUUUUCCCGAUGCGGAGUUUAAAAAAGCGUUCAGAAUGAGUAAAGCGACGUUUGAAAUGAUAUGCAGAGAGUUGGAUUCUGCCGUUACUAAAAAGAAUACAAUGUUACGCGACGCUAUUCCUGUUCGUCAGCGUGUUGCUGUUUGUAUUUGGAGGCUAGCCACUGGUGAGCCGUUAAGGCUCGUGUCGAAGCGAUUUGGGUUGGGUAUUUCAACUUGUCAUAAGCUGGUUCUUGAGGUUUGCUCUGCCAUACGGAAUGUAUUAAUGCCCAAGUUUCUUCAAUGGCCCGACGAGGACAAAUUGAGUGUAAUCAAGGCCGAAUUUGAGUCCAUUUCGGGUAUCAAAAACGUUGGUGGCUCAAUGUAUACCACUCAUAUUCCAAUUAUUGCACCCAAGAUUAGCGUUGCUGCUUAUUUCAACAAGAGACACACUGAAAGGAAUCAGAAAACUUCGUACUCGAUUACAGUUCAAGGAGUUGUCGAUCCGCGGGGCGUUUUCUCCGAUGUUUGCAUCGGAUGGCCCGGUUCAAUGCCGGAUGAUCAAGUAUUGGAGAAAUCAGCUUUGCAUCAAAGGGCUAAUAAAGGUGCUUUGAAGGAUGUUUGGAUAGUUGGCAACUCGGGAGUUCCAUUAACAGACUGGGUUCUUGUACCCUACACUCAUCAGAAUUUGACAUGGGCACAGCAUACUUUUAAUGGAAAAGUUGCCGAGGUUCAAAAAGUUGGUAAAGAAGCGUUCGCAAGGUUGAAAGGGAGAUGGUCUUGCUUGCAGAAGAGAACUGAAGUGAAGCUUCAGGAUUUGCCGGUGGUUCUUGGGGCUUGCUGUGUGUUGCAUAACAUUUGUGAGAUGAGAAAUGAGGAGAUUGAACCUGAGCAAAGAUUUGAGAUUUUUGAUGAUGAGAUGGUUGCUGAAAAUGGAUUGAGAUCCGUUGGUGCAAUUCAGGCUAGAGAUCAUAUUGCUCAUAAUCUUUUGCAUCAUGGCCUCGCAGGCACUUCUUUUCUAUAGUCUAUUAUGUUUUUUAGCGUCUUUGAUUUUGUAGGAUUUGUAUUUUUUUGGUGGGUCCUUGUAUGAUAUUUUAUUUUGCCCAUCUGAAUCAAAUAAAUAUAUGCUUAUUGAUUUGUUUAAA
Molecule: messenger RNA, 1768 nt
Organism: Mercurialis annua (annual mercury)
Lineage: Eukaryota; Viridiplantae; Streptophyta; Magnoliopsida; Malpighiales; Euphorbiaceae
Product: protein ALP1-like
Exons: 1
Coding region: 88-1647 (519 amino acids)
Source: RefSeq, a predicted model, not a curated record